CGGCGCGCGGCCUGGGCUCGCGCUGGGCUCCGCGCGCCCCCCGCCCCCUAGGAGGCAGAGGCCGCGGCGGCCUUUAGCGCUGUCGCUCGGGGGGCCGCGGCGGGCGGGGCUCCGGCUGGGCCCGGCCUAGACCCCACCCCAGCCCGGCUCACAGCCGCCCGCCCUCCCUCAGUCUCUUCGAUGCAGGGGGCCGAGCUGCGGGAUGGCGAGGCGGCGGCGGCCGCUUCAUACCGAGUCUUGAGCCGCCUCCUCGGCUAUGGAGACGCGGCCCCCGAGUCAGGCCCGCCGCCGCCGCCGCCGCCGCCCCCGGGCCAUUGCCAGCAGCCGCCGCCAUCCUUCCUGGCGCGGCCAGGCCCGCGAGGCUCCCGGCCGCCGCAGCUGAUGGUGUUCCGCAACGUGGGUCGGCCGCCGGAGGAGGAGGACGUGGAGGCGGCUCCGCAGUCGGGAGCCUCGGAACUGCUGUGUUCCCGGCACCGCUGUGCGCUGGACCCCAAGGCCCUGCCGCCUGGCCUGGCUCUCGAGCGGACCUGGGGGCCGGUGGCUGGACUAGAGGCGCAGCUGGCGGCGCUGGGGCUAGCGCAGUCGGCGGGGCCGGGAGUGAAGGCGGCCGGGGCGGGCUGCUGCCCCUGCCCGUGUCCCCCGCAGCCGCCCCCGCCGCAGCAGCCCCAGCCGCUUGCUGCCGCCCCGCAGGCCGGGGAGGACCCCACGGAAACGAGCGACGCGCUGCUGGUCCUGGAAGGCUUGGAAUCGGAGGCCGAGAGCCUGGAGACUAACAGCUGCUCAGAAGAGGACCUCAGCAGCCCGGGUCGGGGGCCAGGAGGGGGUGGCCGGCUUGUGCUGCAGCCCCCGGGUCCCGAACUGCCUCCGGUGCCCUUCCCGUUGCAGGACUUGGUCCCCCCUGGGCGCCUGAGUCGAGGGGAGCAGCAGCAGCCUCCUCCCCCGCCGCCGCCUCCCGGGCCCCUCCGGCCCCUUGCUGGCCCGUCUCGGAAGGGCUCCUUCAAAAUCCGCCUCAGUCGCCUGUUUCGCACGAAGAGCUGCAACGGUGGCUCGGGAGGUGGGCAUGGGACCGGCAAGAGGCCUUCUGGAGAUCUAGUUGCUUCAGCUGCGAGCCUGACGGACAUGGGAGGCUCUGCGGCCCGAGAGCUGGAUGCGGGGAGGAAACCCAGGUUGACAAGAACUCAAAGUGCCUUUUCUCCGGUCUCCUUCAGCCCCUUGUUCACAGGUGAGACAGUGUCGCUUGUGGACGUGGACAUUUCUCAGCGGGGCCUGACCUCUCCACAUCCUCCAACUCCCCCUCCUCCUCCACGAAGAAGCCUCAGCCUCCUAGAUGAUAUCAGUGGGACGCUGCCUACAUCUGUCCUUGUGGCUCCGAUGGGGUCUUCCUUGCAGUCUUUCCCCCUACCUCCGCCUCCUCCACCCCACGCCCCAGAUGCAUUUCCCCGGAUUGCUCCCAUUAGAGCAGCUGAAUCCCUGCACAGCCAGCCCCCCCAGCACCUCCAGUGUCCCCUGUACCGACCUGACUCAAGCAGCUUUGCAGCCAGCCUUCGAGAGUUGGAGAAGUGCGGUUGGUAUUGGGGGCCAAUGAAUUGGGAAGAUGCAGAGAUGAAGCUGAAAGGGAAGCCAGAUGGUUCUUUCUUGGUACGAGACAGCUCUGAUCCUCGCUAUAUCCUGAGCCUCAGUUUUCGAUCACAGGGUAUCACCCAUCACACCAGAAUGGAGCACUAUAGAGGAACCUUCAGCCUAUGGUGCCAUCCCAAGUUUGAGGAUCGCUGUCAGUCUGUGGUAGAGUUCAUUAAGAGAGCCAUCAUGCACUCCAAGAAUGGAAAGUUCCUCUAUUUCUUAAGAUCCAGGGUACCAGGACUGCCACCAACUCCAGUACAGCUGCUCUAUCCAGUGUCCCGAUUCAGCAAUGUCAAAUCCCUUCAGCACCUUUGCAGAUUUCGGAUCCGGCAGCUCGUCCGAAUAGAUCAUAUCCCGGAUCUUCCACUGCCCAAACCGCUGAUCUCUUAUAUUCGAAAGUUCUACUAUUAUGAUCCUCAGGAAGAGGUGUACCUGUCUCUAAAGGAAGCGCAGCUCAUUUCCAAACAGAAGCAAGAGGUGGAGCCCUCAACGUAGCGAGGGGCCCCUGCUGCUCACCAUGAAGGGCAUUUGGUUGCCAAACUCCAGUUUGAAGAACCAAAUUGAAGUUACCACAAAAAGAAGAACUUGGCAAAAAAGAGAGAAUAGAGAGGGUUGUGAUUCUCGGCACAGACUUUGGUUCCCCUGCAGCCUUGGGGCUUGGAAGAAGCACACAACCAUACUCUGUAUGGGGCUCCACCAUUCUAUCCACCCCUGUGGUACCCAGAACUAGAUGAGCUCCUCGGGAAAACUGGAAGAAGUCUUAACACUGUUUCUUUUCAGAAGUUUUGUUUUAAUAUUUGCAUUUCACAGUGUGGAAAACUCACCUUGAAGGCAGCUGGGAUUUGUUCCCAUUGAAUUGGAACUGAUAUGAAGGAUGAACAGGUCCAAAGAAAAGUAGGGAGGAGAGGGGUCAGUUGUUUAACUGCUGCCAGAGGCAGAGGUAGCAUCUUUGCCAUGGAUCUGGAGGAAGGGAGGAGGAGCCAUAAAAGGUACUGUACAGGAUUGGGAGUUUCUGAGGGAAGGGAACUUCGCUUCACUUUGCCAGUUUCAAUAGGGAAGAGGGAGGGUGGGUGGAAGAGGAGAUUAUCAGACAGAAACUGGCAAUCCUGUUUGCUAGAAGUAGUGACUCCCCAUAUCCUUUCUUUUUAAGGUUUACAAAACCUGAUUUCAGAAUCACCUCUCUCGGAAGCUAAAUUCAUUUGCUUUGCUAAAUUCCUUAAACUUUGUGACCUAAGGCUAACCUCAUUUUCCCUCCACCUUCAGCCCCUUCCCCCUCCAUAACUAUACAUUUCACUCUGGUCAUGGUAAUGUCCCUCCUAUUGCUUCUGCCAGCUGUCAAGGCAGAGGCAUUUCUUGUGACCUGAGCGGUUCAGAGCUCCAAUCUUGGGCUGUUGAGGUUAAUGGAGCAUGUUUCCAGCUUCUUUGUGGCAAAGCAUACCCACAGCUGAGGAGUCAGUGUUACCUCUGUCAGCUAGUGAGAGGAAAUGUGGAGGAAGGUGAGAAACAGCUAUUGUGCUCUGUCUAGAGGAGCCUGUGAGCCUCAGCCUUAAUGAGAUUUCCAUAGUGGAGAGAGAGUAUUGCAUCUCAUGAUUGUAGGCUUAUCAUUGUCAUCUUGCCUCUGAGAUGGGAGGUAGCAAGGGCUUCUUCAUUUUCCCAUGUUUGUACUAGCAACCCAGACAUUUCCCGAAUCAGACCCCGUUGCCCUUCAUUUAGUGGGAAGUCUGUCAGAUGCUGGUUUGAGAGUUACCUGUUUUCCAGGUAGAUGUGGAGGAGGGAGGAGGAAACCUCGUUGCUUUUCAGUGGUCUUUAUGUAUGCAGCUGGCCACAGCCACUCAUAUGCCAUGUAAAUUUGCUCUUCUAAAGAGUUACUCUGGUAAACAUAACUGUCAAGAUGGAACAGUUGAGCUGUUGGGUCUUCAUUACUCUUUCGUAGUAGUCUAUGUGACACCUUUUGGGUUCCCUUUGCUUAUUACCUGCCUCAUACCUCAAGUUAACAACAUCAGGCUUGUGGUUUCCUGAUGGCUUCGGCCUUGUGUCUUGGUAACUUACAAAACUGGAGAGUGUCCUGUGUGCUCAUUCCCUGCAUGGAGUCACCUUCCUCCUACUCUUAGCCAAACAGAGGAAACACGCUUCACCAACUGGCUGUAAAGAAUUGUCCCACAGCUGAGCUGUGCAGCAUAAGUCAGCCCACUUCUGGCAUGUCUUGUGGUACCUCUUCCUUCCUUGGCUUCAAGGGCAGCAUUACCAACAGUAUAAGAUCAUGAUCCAGAGGUUGGCACACCUGUGAGUUCUGCCUUCUUUCAGAAAGGGCCAUCCUGCAAGAGUCCAAAGUCUGGAAUCCAUAGAGAUCUUCAACUGGUUAAUAUGCAACUCCAGGGGAUUCUUUCUCCCAUUUCACACACUCAUAAUUUAAGUUUUAAUUUUUAGUCACUAUUUUCAUGGCUCUGGGCUAGGAAGUGUGGAAGACAUACCAAGGUAGAAGACAUGGCAUGAUCCCUGGCCUGAGAGAACUUUAAAGUGACUGUUGUAUAUUAAGUAAUUGGAGAACAACUCAGUGUGGUAGGACUGUCUUUAUACAUAGAGUGGGCACAAUCAGGGUAGACCAGAUGGUCUGGGAAAGCUCUGUGGUGAUGAGACUUCAGGUUGUAGGCAAGGGCAGUAGUAUGACAAGAAGAGAAAUACAUGGACUAAAGCGAGGAAGCAGAAAUCUGUGUCCAUGUGCAGGGCAGUGCACAGCCCCCUUAGAGAUAACAGCAUCACAGAGUCCUACUUUACUAUGGAGGUCUAGACAGCCUUCCUAGUAAUCAAGCAGGUCUGAAAGCUGAGGGGAUGUGAAGCCAAAGCCAGAAGUCAGUGGAUAUUCCCUGUGGUACUGGGGUUUCUACUGGAGAAUUCAUUCACUUGGGAGCAAAACCAGACCUGCUGCAGUCAGCGUGGCUAUCCUCAGCGCCCCCCCCCCCCCAAUCUCUACCCUUGGGAAGAGUUGUACUGUGCUCAUGAUCGGCAUGUGCUUUAGUCACAGCCCAACUAGCCUGACCCUUCCUCAGCAGAAUGGGCUACAAAACAGUAGUGUGGAAGAUGUCUCCAUCAGGCAUGAUUUGGCACCAGUAGGGGUGUAGAAGAAUUUAAGUGAGGAGUCAGGUAGAGUAGGAGUAGUUGACUGUGCUGAAGGCUGGCUGGAAAGGGAGCAGGAGCUAGGCAGACAGUUGGCUUGGCCCUGACCCUUCUCCUGAGGUGGGCAGUGCUGGUGGAAAUGCAGUCCACAGAGGGGACUUACUCACCUCUGGUUGUUGUGUGCCAGUCACAAACUGGGAAAGGCCCUCAUGUGUAGAGACCUGCUGUGAUUUCUAGGUUGUGGUUGGGGGUGUCACUACUCUCAGGUCUUGCCUAUGUCACCUUCACUUGUUUAUGACUGAUCUACUGUAACCUUCAAGAUGGGUUUGUGCCAACGUAAGCUAGUGACAACCACUGCUGCAGCCUUCUGUUACUUGAAAUCCAUGUCUGUGUUGGGAGCACAGGUAUAGGAGGCCGGGGACUCUGAUGUUGGGGACUAGGUAAAUGGAUGACAGCUGGUAGGUAAUGGAGUUUAAGCUGAUCAUGGCCUGGUUUCCCACCAGUGCCAAGGUGAAAUAAGUAUGGAUGGUAGUGCCAGCCUCUUGAGAAGAAUGGCUUGACAGUGUCCCUUUGACUCCUGCUCCUCCUCUCACACUUCUGACUUGGGCUGAGUGUAGAAGCCACUUGUUGAUACAGGGGUGAUGUGGGGAUAGCUGCAUAUGCCCCUCUAAUGCACAUCUCAGAAGGACUGGGGAACAGGUCAGGGUAGAGCCAGAAGUGCCCUUGAGAGCCCUUUUCAGCCCCUACCCUGGCCCCCAGAAGAGCAUAGCCUGCUUGAAAGCCCUAUCCCAGCAGGGAGUGGGGACAUGAGGAUUCCUCCACCCCACACCCUCAGGAGAGAUCUAUCUCUUCCCCUGCUUCCUCUCCCUGACCUUUGGGCCCAGACGUUAGAGGACCGGGCACUGAGAUGUAACUAGCUGCUGGAAGGAAGUCCGCAAGUCUGUGUGACUGUGUGUGUGUAUCUUCACUUGCGGAAGUCUUGCCUGCAGUUGGGAUGUUGGGAACAUCCCCACUGGUGGGGACUAGGACUUGUUUUACCUUUUGAGAGAAUGGCCCCCUGUGCAGAGGGGAAGAGCUUUUGAGUUAGACAUUUUCCCUAUGGGAAUCCUCUUGGUUUGGUUUGUGGGAAGGGGGAAUGGAUAAGUGGUUAUUAUCUCUAGUCGUCAACACAGCCGUCCUUACACUAAAUUUGUGCUAUUGCAUAUAUGUAGCCAUCUUUCUUUUCACUGCAGCAGUGUUUAUCAGUAGUUCAAAAUGAUUUAUUUGCUCCUGGGGAGUAAAACCUUUUUUAUUAAAAAAGAAAAAAAGAAAAAAAGAAAGGUGUGCCCCACUAUGAUAGCUGUAGGAUUAUUGGGCCACAGAGGUCAACCCUGCACGUCCCCAUGGUGCAUACUAUUGGUGAUGGAGCCUUCAUGCUCAGUAGUGACAGGAGGCCUUGAACAAGUAGAAAACAAGUUUUGGAGGAGUGAGAUGGGGUUGAAUCACCAAGAUAACAGCACUGGGGACUCAGGUAGUACAGUUGAAAACAGAGGAAUGAGUUAAGAGUACUGAUUCUAUAAUCUGCCAGAGAAAGGGAUCUUUCUUUACAUGCAGAUUUCAUACAUCUGUCUUUGUCCUUUUCAUUGCUUGGCAUCCUGGUAGGUGUCACCUAAUUUCUCCCCUCUCCCUCCUGUCCUUCCUGCCCUUGGUCCUGUCCCUACUCUCAUCUACCUCCCGGGAAGCCAAUCCUGCAUGCUGAGUUUAUGACAUGCCUUCACUCCCAUUUCAUCUUCAGAGGGUUUUAGAGGGUCCCUGAAGCUGCUCCCUACCCCAUCUAUCCCUCCUCAAUGCCAAGAAGCAUGAAGGAGGAGGCAAAAGCAGCCAGCUGUGGCGGACAGACACCAACAUGGAUCGCAGCUGGACUGUGAUCACAGCUGCUCCUGGAGACAGAGUAUAAGGAAAAUAGGACGCUCUUCUUCAGAACCCACCUGGGCGACCCCUGCUGUACUUGCAGGUCCACCCAGCUGCGUCCUCAGCUUCCCAACCAGCUCAGGUGGAGCGGCAGGCUGGUCUGACCACUCCAUCCCUGGUGCUCCCCAGAGGGACAGGCAGGAUCCAGGCACUACUCUGGGCAGGCCAGGCAUUGGGAUGCCCAAACUGGUGCUGCCCAUGGCAUGGGCACUGCUGUGCAUUCUGGUUGUUUUUCAGAAACUCCGUGGUAAGGGGUGUCAUUCUGGGCUUGGUGGUUGCCAGUUGCUCACCAGAGGGGAUCCACACCCCCUGCAACCACUCUGUCCUGCUUAGCCACCCCUGCCCUCCAAGCCAAAGCGUGGCCUGGCUUUCGUCUUCCCAUUUAGUUUUCCUCCUUUAUUCUCCCCUUUUAUGCUUAAUUUAUUAAAAUAGUUGCUGUAUAAUUUAUUUUCAUAAAGUAUAAAAAAUAACUAAAUGGUUAAAAUAGACUUGCAGGCCAAUCUUUAAUGGGGGAGGGUCUGGGGUGGGAUGGGGAGAGGGAAAGAUGUUUUGAUAUAAACAAAACAAAUGCACUUUGGGUGUGUUUUGGUAUUUUUCUGGGCAGAGGGGUGGGUGAUGGGAUGUCCCUGUAGAUUAGUUCCAGAAUGGGUGUCUGUAAAUACUGUAUUAAUAGGCAUGUUUGACUCUUGUAAAGGGACAUUAGUAGCUGCUGCAGGUCCUGUUGGAAACCCCAUUUACAAUUCCCAGUUUUUUGUAAGUGUCAGUGCGGGAGACAUUUGACUCUUGUGUUUGUAUCUCCUUUUUAUGAUUGCUGUACCCGACCCAUGUCUUUUUGGGGAGGGGUGAAAAGAGAUUUGAAAUAAAAAUGUUU
Nannospalax galili (Upper Galilee mountains blind mole rat) is the source of this 7555-nucleotide messenger RNA. It is a transcript of the gene Socs7, whose product is annotated as suppressor of cytokine signaling 7. Gene Ontology annotation, biological process: phosphatidylinositol phosphate biosynthetic process; intracellular signal transduction. The record is from RefSeq and is a predicted model, not a curated record. Gene Ontology annotation, cellular component: phosphatidylinositol 3-kinase complex. The transcript is spliced from 10 exons. Lineage: Eukaryota; Metazoa; Chordata; Mammalia; Rodentia; Spalacidae. Gene Ontology annotation, molecular function: 1-phosphatidylinositol-3-kinase regulator activity. Bases 181 to 2115 code for a protein of 644 amino acids.